Molecule: messenger RNA, 1206 nt
Organism: Symbiodinium necroappetens
Lineage: Eukaryota; Dinophyceae; Suessiales; Symbiodiniaceae
Source: the annotation of a GenBank genome assembly
AUGAGCAACACCGCCUCCGAGAUGGACCUGGAUGCACAGCAGGCCCUCUUCUUCGGACACAUGGGUCCAUUGCGGAAAUCUCCGCCCCCCACCUCCGGGGCACCGGGAGCCUCCCCCUCCCACCAGGCGGGAGCCAAACGACAGCAGACGGAUGCAGAUCCCAAAGAUGGAAAGAGGGACGUACCCGGCAGCCACGAUGUGGGCAUACAGCAGUGGUUCAAGGCACGGGCUGGAGGCACCCUGGGAGAGAGAAGACACGAUGUCCGAGCACAAGGAGUCAGAGACUCACGCGGAGUGGCUCGAAUCCAAGGUCUACAAGCUCACUCAACUGGUCCUGAGGCAGGAACAGACCCUUGCCUCCCUCCGUCAGGACAUGGUGAUGCAUCUCUUCAUGAAGAACGGGGAGUCGGGGAUGAUACCAGUUUUGUGCGAUGCAGCGACCAAGUGGCGAACCACCAAGGAGGAGGAGCCGACCAAGCUGAGCUACUCCCUCAAACUGGCGCUCUUCAAGCAGCUGCUGAUCACGCUGCACGAACGGUUGUCGGAGACGAGCCAGAAGGAGGAAGCAAUGGCCCACGCCAAGUCGCUUGGCUGGGUGGAUGCAGAGCAGAACUGGCUGACGUUGCGAUGGAAUCCAGGCCAACAACCCUGGAAGUCGAUCCCACUGUGAGGGCAGUCCCUUCCAAGGACUUGCUGUCACAGCUGGUGCAGAUGAGACGAGGUUCCACCGAGGAGACGAUCUUGCGAUUCCACAGCCUGCGACAUCUUUCGCCGGCUGUCAAGGCGGAUUGGAUUCAGUUUCAACUGGUGGUCUCGCUCAGGCCCAACUUUGUGGCAUUCUCCGACAGGCAUUGGUCCCAGCACUCAGUUUUCUUGCUCAGGCUCCAUCAGCAGGGUUUCCAAGGUUCCUGGGAGGCAAGACGCCAUAUUGAUGGAGUCACUCGUGUCACUGACAGGGGCACCACCCUUGCCCCGGUGAUCCUGGCCCUGCAUGCAGGGCCACAACUGAUUUUACAAUCGAUGAUUGAUCAGUGGCACACUCAGGCAUCAGUGCACGCCCUCACUCAACCGACAACCAUUGGCCAACCCCGGUUUGGAAAAGACCGAGCGUGGCUCUCUGAUGAUGGACGUGUGCCUGAGCCGAUUCAAAGAGAGCAUGACAGUGCAGUAUACCUGCUCUGGUUGAUGCAGGCUACGGAUGCCUGA